Messenger RNA from Drepanopeziza brunnea f. sp. 'multigermtubi' MB_m1, 1827 nucleotides. The record is from RefSeq and is a predicted model, not a curated record. NCBI's taxonomy places the organism in Eukaryota, Fungi, Ascomycota, Leotiomycetes, Helotiales, Drepanopezizaceae.
AUGCCUCGUACUACUGCAGUACCUACUCCGAUACGGCGCACGGUUACCCCGAAUCAAGUACACCAAGGAGCGGCUGCGAACUGCCAGUCUGGAGUCGAUGCAAUCCGAGCGCCCAGCUUUCACAUCUACUACCGGUACUUCCCAGAGAAGAGGUCGAGAUACAAGUACGUGUCGGUCCAUUCCGCUCUUCGUGACACAUCGCGAGAGUGGACGGCGCAGAUACGUACUGUAGCACCCUCUCCUCCGAGGCCUCUCCGCCGAGGCAGUCGUCCGUCUGAAUGCGGCUGUACUCUCCAGCCCCCCUCUUCGCGCCCAGGUGAUACAUACGAUCUCCCGCUCCGUAUCGCUGAACGUGGUAAUGGUAUCAAAUGGUUGUCGUUAAAGUUGUGUGUAGAUUACACCUUGUUCAAAGCACAUCUGGGCAAAAGGCCUCAACGCGUCCAAUACGUAGUAUCUAGGACCCGACAUCAAACUCUUGAGCAUGCUCUUUACUGUAUUGCUCCAAACUUCACCGACUUCACGGGGUGUGCUAGCGCUCCCCAUCCAUCCGUAGUACUGGGUCCUGCGCGCAGAUCCAUGGGCUGGAAGACGCAGGAUGUUAUUGUGAGCUGCGUCGGGCAUCACCAAAAUACUACCUCAGAUACUGUACAGCAGCAGUUAAGACAGGCAAGCAGCUCUUGCAUCGUUCAAAUGUCCUGGUCAAUUGAUUGGAAGCUCAGGCCUCUCCUGCCUACAGGGACGAAGACUUUGCUUCUUUCUCCUGAUCUCCUUACCUUGUUUCAAAUGCAAGCUGCAGAUCUAUUACACAGCUCGCGGAACGGCACGGCCUUUACAGUCGUCUACGGUAUCGUCGCCAGCUUCGACAUCUCAGACCCAUAUUGGCCGGGAAUGUCAUGGCAGCUGAACAGACGUCUUGCCCUUUCGUAUUUUCGACUCGCUGUCCCGUUGCCGGUCGAGCGAUUGCCGGAUUCUCCUCCUCCCAAGCCUCCUCUCCUGCGGUGUUUACUCGUAAUGAGCGAUCCCCCCGAUGUUGGGUUCGCGAUUUCCAGGCCUCCAUCGCCACACUCCCAUGCACGAUCCCAUCCUCACUUGAAAUAUUCCGCUGUCAAGCAGCGCCUCGCCGCAUUUGCCGCCCGCGCAUCACAUCCCGAGCCCGUUCCAAUCCACGCGCUCCCCGGAAUCGAAAAAUCUCGCGAUUCCAUCGCAAACUCACAUUUCAACAGAGUCUCUGCGCCCGACGCACAUAGGAUGGCGGCAUCUCGAUCCCCAGCGACGGGCGACCCCUCGAUCUUGUCUCUAUUCGCGGUGAUGAUCGCAGGAUCUAGAUCCUUAAAUACGGAGGGGUCUCCGGCGUGUGGGUUUUCUCCUUCGCGCAAGUCCUCCGCUGCUACAAUUCGCCUUCCGGCAUCCGAGUCUACUGCGCAACAUGCAUCCGGUCUGGGCCUUCUACUACACCACGAUCUAUCGUCACGCCACUCUCAAAGCCUUCCAAUCCCGGAGACGCGUCGAUUGAUCGAUCGAUCGAUCGCUUUCGUCGGAUUGAACCGCGCCGGUUUCUCUCUGAGCUCGGCACCCCCGAGAAUGGACGUCCAGCUGAUCCUGGGCCACCUGGGAAUCGCGUGCUACUGGGCGCCGCUGUGCGAAGCCGGCUUCGAGAGCUGGGAGGUGCUGCAAGACAUCACCGAGGCGGACAUAAACUGCAGAGGGAGAUCGCCACGUCGCGAGGAGUCCCGCCAAACGCGACCCUGGAAUCAUCCGUGUCUUGCUGCUGCUGCUGCUGCUGCUGCCGUCUUGCUACCCGGCAGAGUGCGGGCGACAGCGCUAUAA